AUGAGUACUAAUAUAAUGAUCGGCUUAAUAUCCUUAAUAACCUUAAUUACAGUUAUCAAUGGUAUCGAUUUAAACACUCAAUUGAAUCAUUGGAUUGUAAAUGAUCAAUUGUUGAUGUGUUUUAAUGAAACUUACAAAAUUCCAAUUUUGACAACUCAUGUCUUUCGUAUAACAUUUAAUCGAACUCGAUUCGAACAAAGAAACAUUCAAUCAAUUAAUCUAUUGGCAACUAUUAUUGAUAGAAAAGUUCUACAAUUUCAAAAUAAUUCUGAUCAAAUAAUGAUUAAAAUCGAUCUCUCAAAUGAUCAUAAACGAAAUCAGACAAUUGAUAUUGAUUUAAAAAUUAAAGCUAAAUAUCUCAAUCGAACAUUAAUUAAUUAUAAUAUUAAAACAAUCGAUAUCAAUGAACAAAUCGAUUUACUUAAUUGUUCAGUUGAAGUUCUUACUCUACCACCACAACUUUUACGUACAAAAAUUUUUUUAAGAUCAAUACCAUUUAUUGUAAUAUUUAUUUCUAUUCAAAUGGGUAUUUUAUUAGAUAUUGUUGUUCUAAAAGAACUUGUCCAUCGACCAAUAGCAGUUGCUAUUGGUUUUAUUUGUCAAUAUGGUCUUAUGCCAAUGAUUGCUUUUACAAUAACAAAAAUAUUUCAAUAUCCACCUUUAUAUGGAUUUGGUCUAUUUGCUGUUGGUUGUUGUCCAGGAGGAUCUACAUCAAAUCAAUUGACAGUCAUUUUUGAUGGUGAUAUAAAUUUAUCUGUAUUAAUGUCAUUUGUUUCAACUCUAACUUCAUUUUUGAUGAUGCCAAUAUGGUUUUAUACACUUGGAAAUUAUGCAUAUUUACAUGAACUUAAAAUAAUUAUUCCAUUUCAAAGUUUAAUGCGAUCAUUAGCAACUACUGUUGUUUCAUUAUCGAUUGGUAUGAUUAUUGUUUAUUUUUUUCCAAAAUUAAAACCAUAUGUUCAUCGUAUUGUUAAACCUGUUUCGAUUUUAUUACUCUUUUAUUUUUUUAUUUUUGGUACAUAUGUCAAUUUUUAUCUUUUUGCUUAUAUUAAUUUACGAAUGGCUUUGACAACACCUUUACUUCCAUGGCUUGGUUAUAUAUUAGGAGGUGUUGUUGCAUGGAUUUUUCAACAAGAUUGGAUACGAAUUAAAACGAUUGGUAUCGAAACAGGUAUUCAAAAUGUUGGUAUUGCUUUUUUGGUUCUUCUUUAUUCUCUACCUGAACCGGAAAAUCAUCAAUCGACAGUGAUUGCAAUGAUUGUAUCUUAUAUAUCAUCACAACCAUUCUAUAUUAUUCUUCUUAUUAGAUUUAUUCGAAAAAAAUGUUUCAAGAAAAACGAAGUUCAGAUUAAAAAUAUUGUCGAAGACGAUGUCAAAUUGAAAGAUGAACUCGAAAAUUCAUCUCAAUCUAUGAUCAAAUUCCAUCAAGAAGUCAAUCAUGAUUCACAAAAAGUACCAUUGUCUUCUAUUGUUUGA
Messenger RNA from Rotaria sp. Silwood1, 1476 nucleotides. The record is from the annotation of a GenBank genome assembly. NCBI's taxonomy places the organism in Eukaryota, Metazoa, Rotifera, Eurotatoria, Philodinida, Philodinidae.